Messenger RNA from Galendromus occidentalis (western predatory mite), 1292 nucleotides. RefSeq names its product prostaglandin E synthase Su(P) (gene Su(P)). NCBI's taxonomy places the organism in Eukaryota, Metazoa, Arthropoda, Arachnida, Mesostigmata, Phytoseiidae. Gene Ontology annotation, cellular component: mitochondrion. Gene Ontology annotation, molecular function: prostaglandin-E synthase activity. The coding region runs from base 12 to 1163 and encodes 383 amino acids. The record is from RefSeq and is a predicted model, not a curated record. The transcript has 7 exons.
AAGAGAACAACAUGGCGACGCGCAUGCUGGGUCGCGCGGUUUUUGGAGCGUUUUCACGUUCCGUCACUCCGGCAGGGGCUCGCUCAUGCUGCAACGCAUCGCGAGUGACCCAGAACUCAUCGAGGAUUCAUUGGAUCGCAGCAGGCAUUGGAUUCGCAGGGAGCGCCUAUGUUUUCGGAGUCUCCAACACAAACAAUGCUGCAUCAUCGUUCGACGAUUUGAGACGGAUAACUGUGAAGGGAACCGAAUACCUUAUCGAAGAUGAGCAAUGGGCGAACAUCGUACCUCCACAGUUCACAGUUUCGAGGAAGGUCGACGGUCCGACGGAUCUGCCCGGCGUUCGACUGACAUUAUUCCAGUAUCAGACAUGUCCGUUCUGCUGCAAAGUCCGAGCUUUCCUCGACUUCGUUGGUGUUCCCUACGACGUCGUGGAGGUCGAUCCCGUGCUGCGGCAACAGAUUAAAUUCUCCACCUACCGCAAAGUUCCUAUCCUUCUACUUCAAGAGGGGGAUAACUGUUGGCAACUCAAUGAUUCCACUGUCAUCAUAAGCAUCCUGCAGAGCUACCUGCUCAAUAAGAACGACGGGAUCCGCAAGUAUCUCGGAUUGUACAGACCUGUGAAAACCAAAGAUGAUUCCGGCAAACAGGUAACUGAAGUGUACAACAAGUACAAUAUUAUGUUCGGGGUUUCGCAACCCGACAUGAAAGCGAUCCAAGAAGAGAUCCGAUGGAGGAAGUGGGCUGACGAAGUUUUGGUUCAUGUCCUAUCACCAAACGUCUACCGGACCCGAGAAGAGGCACUCCAGGCCUUCAAUUACUUCAGUGAGGCCGGUGAUUGGGAACGACUUUUCCCCGCCUGGGAGCGCUAUAUGGUGAUCUAUGUUGGAGCAACGGCGAUGUACUUCGUUGGCAAAAGAUUGAAACGGAAGUACAACCUCAAAGACGAUGUCAGGCUCAGUUUCUACGAUGAAUGCACCAAAUGGGUCAGAAAUCUCAAAGGGAAGACUUUUGCGGGAGGCGAGGAGCCUAAUCUCGCCGAUCUGGCUGUGUUCGGUGUUCUGAAUUCGGUGGAGGGCUGCUCGGCAUUCCAAGAUGUUCUCCAGCAUACAAAGAUCCAAAGAUGGUAUGACGACAUGAAAAAAGUCACGAGACGUUCCGAAUGAAAAUCCACCCUGUAAUGAGCCCGCUCUAGCUCUGUACAUUCUGACAACUGCUCUAGACCGAGAUAUUUAAACAGCCGCAAGUUCUAGCUCUUUUCGUUAUCGAUUGCUGCGGUGUGAUGAUGAUACACA